GCCGUUGCUAUUCUUCUCUUUUCCCGUCAAUGGCGUCUCUUUUUUUCUUCUUCGGCUUUUUGGCUCCGCUAAUGUCACCGGCAGUCUCCCUCACCUGCUCCUCUCAAAAGUUCACCAACAAUCGCCUCUACUCCAACUGCCUGGACCUCCCCACUCUUUCCUCUUACCUUCACUUCACUUAUAUUUCCUCCAAUUCCACCCUUUCUGUCGCCUUUUUCUCCACGGCUUCCAAUUCCAGCGGCUGGAUCUCGUGGGCCAUCAAUCCGACGGAUACAGGGAUGGCUGGCUCACAGGCUCUCGUCGCCUAUAAGGAAUCUGGUGUGGCGAAGCUGAAGACCUUUGACAUUAGCUCUUACAGUUCCGUUGUGCAGAAGAAUUUGAAGUUUGAGGUCUGGGAUAUGAGCGCGGAAAGUGAUACGGACGGGACUUUGAGGAUUUUCGCAAAGAUCAAGGUUCCGUCGGAUUUGGCAGCCAAAGGCACAGUAAAUCAGGUCUGGCAGGUCGGACCCGGUGUCGGGACAAACGGUGUGUUGGAUAGACACGAUUUUGCUCCCGCGAAUUUGCAGGCAAAGGCAACCUUAGAUUUGAAAAGUGGGGUGAGUAUUAAUGCAGGUGACAGCAGGACCAAGGAGAAAAAUAUUCAUGGGAUAUUGAAUGUUGUUAGCUGGGGAAUUUUGUUUCCUGUGGGAGUCAUCAUUGCCCGGUAUGUGAGGACUCUCGAGUCUGCAGAUCCAGCGUGGUUCUAUCUUCAUGUUUUCUGCCAAUUAUCAGCCUAUGCCAUUGGAGUUGCUGGCUGGGGAACUGGAAUCAAGCUUGGAAGUGAAUCCAAGGGAGUUCAAUACGCAGGUCAUCGCAACAUUGGAAUUGCCCUCUUUUCUCUUGCAACCGUGCAGAUUUUCGCAUUGUUCUUGAGACCAAAGAAGGACCACAAGUAUCGAUUCUACUGGAAUCUCUAUCACCAUGGAUUCGGAUACUGCAUAAUCAUCCUCGGCAUCAUCAAUGUGUUCAAGGGUUUUGAUAUCUUGCGUCCUGGAAAACACUGGAAGAGGUUUUACAUCAUUGUGAUUGCUGCCUUGGGCGGCAUUACCGUGCUAUUGGAAGCAAUUACUUGGGUUGUAGUCUUGAAGAGAAAAUCCAAUAAGUCCACCAAGCCCUAUGAUGGACACAACAAUGGCCAAGGUAGACCGUAGACAGCAGCCGCUUGUAACUGCUCAACAACUUCAGUAUCUUAUGGCAACUUCUCUGCUUGUUUGAGAGUUCUAGGUUUAUUUAUAUUGAACCACUUCUUUUUCAAUGAUAAAUUUUCAGUUGUAUAAUGCCUUGAUUAUCACUUAUUGCAAUAUAAUAGCUUGGUCUCACUUGUUUACUUUUUUAGAUUUUUUUCCCCGUUUUGCUGUUAGUUAGGAUCUCUGAAGAAUUAGACUUGCUAGUGUGGAUUGUAUGGAACGCGAUUUUAGAUCAUAAAAGUAUUCCUAUACU
Rubroshorea leprosula is the source of this 1479-nucleotide messenger RNA. NCBI's taxonomy places the organism in Eukaryota, Viridiplantae, Streptophyta, Magnoliopsida, Malvales, Dipterocarpaceae. The record is from the annotation of a GenBank genome assembly.